This is a messenger RNA of Ziziphus jujuba (common jujube), 1312 nucleotides long. RefSeq names its product magnesium protoporphyrin IX methyltransferase, chloroplastic. The transcript is spliced from 2 exons. Gene Ontology annotation, molecular function: magnesium protoporphyrin IX methyltransferase activity. The record is from RefSeq and is a predicted model, not a curated record. Bases 118 to 1101 code for a protein of 327 amino acids. NCBI's taxonomy places the organism in Eukaryota, Viridiplantae, Streptophyta, Magnoliopsida, Rosales, Rhamnaceae. Gene Ontology annotation, biological process: chlorophyll biosynthetic process.
CUGAUCCUAUUGCUAUGCGGAAGAAAUGAUAAGCCAGUCAUCGACAUCUUGCCCAACCAACCACCACCUUCCUUUCCACCUCCCUCUCUCGCCGGUUGGUGUCGGAGACCACCGAUAAUGGCCUACUCCGCCUCUUUUUCCUCCUCCGUCUGCUUCCAUUGCAGCCCAAGCCCACCAAGCCCAACCCCAACCCCAAAUUCCAUCCCCAGAUUCUCUCCCAGGCUCACGAGACCACCCUCCUUAACCACAACCAGGCCGCUCACUCUCCCACCUCCGGCAGCCCUUCCAACAGCCGUCGGUGACAUCGAUGGCACUUCCUUAGCUGUACUAGGCGGUGGCUCGGUGGCCGCACUGGCGGCGGUGCUUUCACUGACCGACCCGGAGAGGAGACGGAAGCUCCAAGCGGUAGAAGUGGGCGGUGGCGACAAGGAAGUGGUGAAGGAGUAUUUCAACAAUUCCGGGUUCCAGAGGUGGAAGAAGAUCUACGGAGACACAGACGACGUCAACAAGGUCCAAAAGGAUAUCAGGCUGGGCCACUCCAAGACCGUCGAGAAUGCGAUUUCGAUGUUGCUCGACGAAGGCCCAAUUACAGGACUCACAAUCUGCGACGCUGGCUGCGGCACCGGCUCUCUCUCUAUCCCUCUCGCAAAAGAAGGUGCCAUUGUCUCCGCCAGUGAUAUCUCUGCUGCUAUGGUUGCCGAGGCACAGAAACAGGCAGAAGAACAAUUAGAAGACAAAAAUGCAAUGCCAAACUUUGAAGUUAAAGAUUUAGAGAGCUUGGAUGGGAAAUAUGACACAGUGAUAUGCCUCGAUGUUCUAAUUCACUACCCACAGAGCAAGGCAGAUGGGAUGAUUGCCCACCUUGCUUCUUUGGCUCAGAACCGAUUGAUUCUGAGUUUUGCACCAAAAACGUUGUAUUAUGAUCUGUUGAAGAGGGUAGGGGAAUUGUUCCCUGGACCUUCUAAGGCAACCAGAGCUUAUCUCCAUGCAGAGGCAGACGUUGAGAGGGCUUUGAAGAAAGUUGGAUGGAGGAUAAGGAAAAGAGGCUUAAUCACUACGCAGUUUUACUUUUCAAGGCUUGUUGAGGCUGUACCUGCUUAAGCUGGGCAGGGUUUAGAGAUUAUUAUUUGAGUUUUGCUCUGAUCCACUUACUCUGAUUCUUGAUUCCAACUUGUUAGGAUAUUAAUGCCUUCAAUAUCAUGUAAAGCUGUUUUUUUUUUUUUUUCUUUUUUCUUGCAUUUAUUUAUGGAUUUUGGAGGUUGUAUAAUACUACUAUGUUGUUGUUGUCAACUUGCGAUUCAUUUUUGUGUUA